AUGAAUUCUGUAGACCAGCCAGAGAAUGAAAAGAUACAUUUUCUACUGGUUGUUCAUAUUUCACCUGUACAAAGGAGUGGGCAAACCUGCGACGCAUGUGCAGCUUAUUAUGAGGGAAGUGCAUGUGAUAGUUGCAUACCUGGUAAAUAUGGCACACGAUGUCAGCAAAACUGUGAAAGCUCAAAUUGCCGCUGUAGAAAUUCACAUACAUGUGUCUCAUGCGUUUCUGGUUUCUAUGGUACUGCCUGCAAUACACCAUGUGCUCAAGGUUGCCUUGAUAACAUAUGUGCAGGAAAUGGAGACUGUACUUCACCAGCGAACGAACGUACAUACUACAACGAAGGACAAAUUAGGAGAGCUUCUACAAAAUCUCAUUCAAGUGGUAUCCAGCCGCCAGCAAACAAACCCAUUCUCAUCAAGCAGCACGCGGUUGCAAAUGUGGGGACAGCAUCUGAACACGAUAUUGAUCUGGAUAUAGAUGAUGAAAGCAAUGAAGUUCUUGAGAAUUCAUCCAAAGAUGAUCAAACGUACUACAAUGAAGCUGGUUUGUCAACUAAUAAGUCAAUGAUACCGGCUGGUCAGCUCGUCAAGUAUGUAGAUGGAAAAACUCAUGAAGCAUAUAGUGCAGAAUUUGAGAAUUUUUCUCCUGGUCUUGUAAAGCCCUAUGUGGUAUCACAGAAGAGGGAGAACGUGACCAAGAAUAGAUACAAAGGAAUUUAUCCAUACGAUGACUCAAGAGUAAAGGUCACAGUCAGUGGUGGUUCAGAUUACGUAAAUGCCAGCUUUAUUGACGGAUAUAAAGGGCCGAAUCAGUAUAUUGCGACAUUAGGUCCAAUGUCCCAACAGUUAGGUGAUUUCAGCCUGUUCUGGAAAAUGAUUUGGCAACAAAGAGUCGAGAAGAUUGUCAUGGUUACCAAUCUCAUUGAACAGGGAUCUCCUAAAUGCGAGCAGUACUGGCCAAACCCUGGCACAGCUAGGAUGUAUGAUGAUAUGAAGGUGGAGAGCCGAUCGGAGGAUGAGUAUGCCGAUUUUACACGGAGGACUUUCACUGUCACAAUGGGAUCGAAAGAAAGGACGUUGCACCAUCUGCAUUUCACGUGUUGGCCUGACAAGGCGAUACCCGACGAUGUUACGUCGAUGAAAGAGUUCAGACAGCGUGUUCUGAUUACGCCGAGUACACUGAAUGGACCAACGGUUGUACAUUGCAGCGCUGGUGUCGGAAGAACAGGCACCUACAUUGCACUGGACAUUCUGACGAAACAAGGUGAAGCAGAGAAAGCCAUUGACAUCUCCGGGUGCGUCCAUAAAAUGCGACAGAACAGGCCGAAUAUGGUCCAGACAUUGGGACAGUAUCAGUUUCUGCACACCGCCGUGGUUUAUUCACUAACAUUCGACUGCAAACAAAUCAAGGGAGAGAACUUCAACGAGUACAUGAACAAACAUACAACACGAGUACUAAAUAAACAGUUUGAGCUACUACAGCAUACGAUUGAGACACGAUCUAAAGAUGAAAUAGAAGCAGUUGAACGAAAUAAACACCACCUGAGUAAAAACAGAGCAAACGCCGAUAUUCCGGGUAAUGAAAACAGACCAAGACUUUACCUGAAUCUAAAACCUGGAGCGUCAGACUACAUCAAUGCUGUGUAUAUUCAUAGCUUCAGAAUGAAGAAACGCUACCUGGUAGCACAAACUCCACUUCCAGAGACGGUUAUCGACUUUUUGACACUAGCUGUCCAAGAGAGGUGUUCGUGUAUCGUCAGCUUCGAAGCUGACAUGGACAAACAAAAGAAUAUUGGAAUAUACUACCCUGCGGCCAACCAAGAAGUUUUGAAAAAGGAAACAUUCCAAGUCAGCUGCUCAAGAGAGGAAAAUAAAACAUUCUACGCAGAACGAACAUUGACAAUACAGCACAAAGGGACGAGCACUGAUCGAACCAUUCCACAUCUUCAAUUUACUGACUGGGAUGAAAUGGAGAACAUACCACGGUCAACCACAAAGUUCCUGUCAUUUCUGAACGUGAUAGAUAAUGUCAUGAAGCAGCAGGACGACGGACCGAUAUUGGUCCAUUGUGUUGACGGUGCGGGCAAGAGCGGUCUGUUCUGUGUGGUUUCGUUGCUUCUCCACAAAAUGGCCGUGGAACAUGAAGUCAGUGUACUUAACGCUGUAAGGAAGGUCAAAACCACGCGAAGGCUAGCAAUUCCAAAUCAGGAACAAUUUGUGUUCUGUCAUGGAUGCGUCUUGGAAUAUCUUCGUUCGUUCGACGUCUACGCCAACUUUAACGAUGACACCGGGCAACUUUAA
This is a messenger RNA of Mya arenaria, 2301 nucleotides long. Its product is annotated as receptor-type tyrosine-protein phosphatase S-like. Gene Ontology annotation, molecular function: protein tyrosine phosphatase activity. Gene Ontology annotation, biological process: protein dephosphorylation. The record is from RefSeq and is a predicted model, not a curated record. The transcript has 20 exons. The coding region runs from base 1 to 2301 and encodes 766 amino acids. NCBI's taxonomy places the organism in Eukaryota, Metazoa, Mollusca, Bivalvia, Myida, Myidae.